GAUACGAGAGAGAGAGUGGGGACGGGUGUGCUGAGAGCCUGAGACAUGGCCCCCACCGCCCUCCUCAUCGUCGUCCUCGCCGUCGCUGCCCUCCACGCCCCCGCCGCCUCCGCCGCGUUGUCCCAGGAGCCACCAGCGACGCCGUGCGCGGCAGCCAUCGUGUCCUUCUCGCCGUGCCUGGCGCACGUCGCGGUGGUGGCGCCGCCCGCCCUGCCCUCGCCCGCGCCCACCAGCGCCUGCUGCGCGGCGUUCCUGCGCGCCGUUUCCUCCGGGGACGGCGAAGGCGGCGGAGGGGAGGGAUGCUUCUGCCACCUGCUCCGCAACCCGCUCCUCCUCGGCUUCCCCGUCGACGCCGCGCGCCUCGGCACUCUCCUCCCCACCUGCGCCUCCGCGAAAACCUCCGCCGCCACGGCCGCCGAGGCCGAGGCCCUCUUCGCCGACAAGUGCCGAGAGCUCAAGUCACUGCCUGAGAUGCAUUUUACACCUCCAUCGCCACCUCCCGCACCAAAACUUUCUCCAGCUGCCGUUACAGAACCAGCGUCCCCGACUCCGAAGAUGGAGGAGCAUUCGACCUCGACGACGCCUGUGUCGGAUGAUCGGUCAGGAUCCGAUGCCUUGUGUGCCUGCCGGGUCUUCCUUGUGGCCUUGGUCUUGGGAGCAGCAGUCUUGAUCACGCUGCAGUUCUGAUGGAUGUUCGACCUCGCUCUUGAAAGGUCUUUGCCCUCGCUCUUGAUACAAUACUUGUGCGCGAUGCUGCGCCAUUCUUGAUUGGACCUCUUGUUGCAUACGGUGAGGUGCCACGUGAUGCAGGGCAUGAUAUUGGUAUACCUGGGAACUCUUCCUGACCAGUGCAGUUUGUUCCGUGCGCGUUUUGAUGACCUGACAACGCAAGUAGUAACUGUUAUCCGGUGACAUAAUCGUAUCAUUUCAAACAUGGUACAGAUUUAUACAAUGCAGUUUAGUUUC
Molecule: messenger RNA, 966 nt
Organism: Triticum dicoccoides
Lineage: Eukaryota; Viridiplantae; Streptophyta; Magnoliopsida; Poales; Poaceae
Exons: 3
Coding region: 46-687 (213 amino acids)
Source: RefSeq, a predicted model, not a curated record